This is a messenger RNA of Aethina tumida (small hive beetle), 3204 nucleotides long. RefSeq lists its product as uncharacterized. Gene Ontology annotation, molecular function: DNA binding; mismatch base pair DNA N-glycosylase activity. The coding region runs from base 489 to 2561 and encodes 690 amino acids. Gene Ontology annotation, cellular component: nucleus. The record is from RefSeq and is a predicted model, not a curated record. NCBI's taxonomy places the organism in Eukaryota, Metazoa, Arthropoda, Insecta, Coleoptera, Nitidulidae. Gene Ontology annotation, biological process: base-excision repair, AP site formation. The transcript has 5 exons.
UUUUGGCCCGCGCCCCCAUUUUAACGUCACCCUCACGUCUACACCCUCCCUUCUAUGCGAUUUAUGUAUUUUUAUUUACCUCCCUUAAUUACCAUAACAUCUGAUUCGGUUGUUGUGGACGCGCAUUUUGUUUCGCUGCCCUUUUUUUGCGGUUAUUGGCAAUAUGGCAUGGACGUUUUUACACCUGUAACGAUUUAUUUACAGAAUGAUUUUUUUUAUCCUUGUAUCUAUUUUAAUUUUGCUUUUGAACAGUUUGAUGACCGCUGUGCAUAUUGUGUUUACACAACUCCGGCCCGUUUCGCCUUCGGAUUCCCAUCGAAUUGUUUACUUGUUGCCCAAUUUGAGAGAAAUCCCGACUUUCCGUUUGGGAUUUUUCGGUGUCGGAGGCUGAGGCUUUGCAUGGCAUUUUUUCAUACACGCCCUCACACACUCACACUCGAACACACACACGCAUACAGACAAUCAGACAAUCAGACACACACACUAACAUGAAAUUAGAGCCCCAUGACGAUGGUUAUGAGACUAGUGCCGAUAUGCUGCUUAACAACCCAAGCAACAUGACCCACAGCCAUAACCAUGAUGUCAAGUGCGAAAAACUCGAAGACCCAUACAGUUUCAUUGAUGAUGACCCCAUGCCAAUGCUUCCUGUACCCCAAGGGCCCCCACAUCUAAUGCACCAGCAUCCUCAUACCCAAAUGCCACCAAUCAAUACCCAACAACUCAUGCCGGGUCCAAAAAAACGCGGAAGGAAAAAGAAAAUCAAACCGGAACAGCCUGAAUUUAAUCAAGAUUUAAAUGGUGGAAUUCCUCGGCCUAUAAAAGAACGAAAAAAGCACGAUAGAUUUAAUGGGAUGCCCGAGGAGGAGGUCUCGAAACGAACUUUACCAGAUCACUUAACCGAGAAUUUAGAUAUAAUUAUUAUUGGAAUAAAUCCGGGAUUGUUUGCCGCAUACAAGGGUCAUCAUUACGCCGGACCAGGCAACCACUUUUGGAAAUGCUUGUACUUGGCGGGUUUGACCCCGCAACAGAUGUCCGCUGACGAGGACUACAAGCUACUGCAAGUGGGCAUUGGAUUUACGAAUAUGGUCAGCCGUGCCACCAAAGGCAGUGCCGAUCUAACACGUAAAGAAAUCAAAGAGGGUAGUCAAAUUUUGUUAGAGAAAUUAAGGAAAUUUAGACCUAAAAUUGCCGUAUUUAAUGGUAAACUAAUUUACGAGGUGUUUUCGGGGAAGAAAGACUUCAAGUUCGGGAGACAGCCUGACCUGAUCGAAGGCACCAACACGCACAUGUGGGUGAUGCCAUCGUCAAGUGCAAGAUGCGCCCAGUUACCAAGAGCCGCAGACAAGGUGCCAUUUUACGCAGCCCUAAAGAAAUUCCGAGAUUAUUUGAACGGAGUGAUCACCGAGAUCGACGAGAACGAAAUGGUGUUCUCGGAGCCAAGGGUCAAGUCAUGCUACGAAGCCGAACCGAAGCCGGACCCGUUCUCGACGGACAUAACGGACAUAAGUAACGCUGUGAUUAAAAACGAAGAUGGUACUAUAAUCCCGUGCAAGAAGAAACGCGGCCGACCGAAGAAGAUCAAAGUCGAAGGUGAGGAGCCGCCGCCGAAGCCAGUGGUCCGGAAACCGCCGCAAAUUCAAAACAAUAACUGUGAUUUUCCUAAGAAGAAACGGGGCCGGCCUAAAAAGGUUAAAGUAGAGAAUCUAGAAAUGACCCCGUCAGAUAAUACAUCGACCAACAUGUCCCAGUGCUACUCCAAUCAGUCCCCAAUUCAGUCGCCCAACACAUUUUAUCAAAUGGGCCCAGCACUGACGCCACCGAACAGCACGAGCAACUUGUACGCUCCACAGCCGACGCCCUACACCCAAUCCCCACGACCCCCCUACAGCCAGUCUCCCAGACCGCCCUACAGCCAGUCACCCCGACCACACUCCCAACCGUUCACCCACUCCGACCUGAGCUCGGAGAUCAGUGCGGCGAUCAGUUCCGAGCAGCUCGGCUCCCCGGCCUCCCCGAUGGGACCGCUGGACUUCGAGCCGCCCACCAGCAUGGCCGAGGAGGCCGAGUGCCGUUUGGGCAGUCCGGCUCCAUCCAGCAACAGCGAGCAGCCGCACUAUCCGUAUCACUCUUACAACAUGGAUCCGCCGCAGGAGCCGCAGUAUCCUUCCCCGCGCCAAAACCAAGACAUCGCUUCCAAGAGCCUGUCGGGCUUGGAGUCCCUCGUGGACCAGAUUCCUAGUAUAACAGAGGGCGAGGCCCAGUUAGGUGAGUCACCAGAGCAGUAUUCCGGCCAGUUCAAUACAAAUUACAACGUUUCAUCGAGAGCUAGUCCUGUUCCGUACAAUUAUCCGCCGUCGUCAGGGUAUCCUUUGUAUCCGACUCCAACAUGGAGCGGCCACUACGAAGCGAUGCCGCCCCUUGCAUAUCCGCAGCUUCCGUACGCUCAAGGCUAUGGGCCAGCCGGUAUCCACGUCCCUAGUCCCAAUUAUCCGUAUUACAGUUAUCCCCAACCUGCGCCAACACAUCCACCUGGCUAUCCCCCGUACUUGGGCGGGUUCUGAUUGGUUUCCGUCACUGUGUAUUCAUGUUGUGUACCUGUACCAUAUGUUCAGCUAGUACCUAGCAAGUCUGUCCGCUUGAGUACAGUUGGUCACUUGCAUUUUGACAACAACAGAGACUUGCACAGGGUAAAUGGUGAUAUUUUUUUGUCAUAAGUAUUUUCUCUAAACUUUGAAUGUUAGAUAGGCCAAAGGUUUUGUGCAUUAUUCUACAUUCAGAUCUCAAAUCGUGUGUGUGUGUAUCUGAGUGUGUGGUUCAUCGUUAUAGCUGUAGCCCAUGUCAUUCAUUUAAAUAAACAUUUGUUAUAGCUCUUCAGGUCGUAUUUUCUUGCCCCAUGUUUCCCCUUCCCACAUAUCACUGCAUCCAAGAUCGGCUAACCACAAAAUACAUUGUAAGUGGUUGAUCGCAUCCAAAAAAACUAAAAAAAAUGAAAAAACUACUUUUAUAGUAACAGAACUGAUAUUUAUUUAAUAAUUAUCUAUUUAAUGUGUUAUUAAAAAAUGAUACUUUUUUUAUAUCUAAUGUUAUAUUUAAUACUCGUACUAGUUUCACAUUUUAAGAAACUCUAUCUUCAAUUUUUGUACUUUAAAACAAUAUUAGUAUUUAAUGAGAAAAUUGAUCAAAUAAAUUUUGUUUAGUUCUAAA